CAUAUGAUAGCGACGAAGAAAGAAGGGCAGGGACAAGAAAAUCAACAUCUUCAUCAGAAGGCAAGAAGAGCUAGGAGAACUUCUGGGAAGAACAGGAAGACUAGAACACCUGCUUCUCGUAAAGCAGCCGCUGACGCUCUGAAGGCAGAGGAAGACGCUGCGAUGAGAGCGGCGAAACGUGCAGCAGACAAAGCAGAAGCUGCGAGCGAGGCAGAAGAGCGAGAAGAGAGGCAACGAGAAGCAGCAGAAAAGGCUGAGCGUGCUGCGCAGGCUGAAGCCGAUAAGCAAAGGGAGAAGGAAAUCGCCAUCGAAAAGAAGAAGCGGGAAAAGGCUGAGCAAGCUGCACGUGAAAAGGCGCAGAAAGAGAAACGACGAGCAGCGAAGGAAAAAGCAGAGCGUGCUGAAGCUGCGCAAAAGAAAGCUCGACAGGAAAAAGCUGAGAGGGAAGCUGCUGAGAAAAAAGCCAAACAGGAGAAAGCCGAAAAAGACGCCUUAGCGAAGAAGGAGCAGGAAGAACGACGCCUGGCUGAAGCAAAGGCUAAGAAGGAGGCUGCUGACAAGGCGGCUGCGGAAGCGAAAGAAGCAGCCGCUGAGAAGGCAGCGGCGAAAGAAAAGGCGGAAAAAGAAGCCGCUGAGAAAGCUGCAAAGGAAGCUGAGGCCGCAGAGCAGCGUGCCAAGAAAGCGAAAGAAGCAGAAAUCGAACGAGAACGCGCAGAAAAGGCUGCACGCGUCAAGGCUGAGCAAGAGAAGCAAAAAGCAGAGCAAGAUUAUGGGUUCUUGUCGACUUUCAGCUCGUAGUUGCAGUUCGCAUAAUUUUUUCUGUCUGUGUCGGACUCCGACGUUUGUUCUUCAAGAGGAGGAAAAGGAGAACGUCGUUCCCUGCUCUAGUCUCUCUGUAACGGAAAGUCGCUGUGGUAAAAAGAUCUACUUAUGUUGACCUAAUCCGCAUCAUUUCGAGUCCACUUCUAACAACAGAAGCAAAAAGCGGAACUCGAGAAGGAGAAGGCUGCUGCUGCCGAGCGUGCAGCCGAAGAAAAAGCGCGAGAGGCGAAGGAGGCCCUCAAACGUAAGGAAGCUGAGGCCAAGGCAAACGCACAGAAGGCCAAACGACAGGAGGCUGCUGAACGUGCUGAGGCUGCGAAGCGUCGUCAAAAGGAGCUUGCAGAGGAAAAGAAACGGGAGAGGGAGAUCGCCGCACGGGAGAAAGCUGAGGCAGCACGCGAGAAGGCUGAGACAGCAAGAGAAAAAGCAGAUGCAGAUCGAGAAAAUGCCGAUGCAGCCCGCGAAAAGCAGGUAGCGAAAGAUCUUGAGCGAAAAGCGGAGCAGAAAGCGCGUUCAGAGGCUGAAAAAGAGCUAGCGAAGGCAAAGGAAAAACUUGAAGAGUUAUGGCUUCGUGUUCCUGCAACUAAGUUUAAGCACCCUAACACUUCUUGUGUGAAAUAAGAUGAAGAUCGAUGGUUGUACGAAGUUGUAGAACAACUUCUUGAAAUGUUUGAAAAACUGUUGAGCUACAGCUUGUACUUGUUGUGUUUGUGGUGUUGAUUCGACCCCACCUCUAAAGCAAGCCUCCGCCAAGAAAGCCAGAGAGGAGUGCAGCGACGCUGUGCGAGACAAGCUCGCGAAGGCCAAUGAGCGUGCGGCGAAGGCGUCAGAAGCUGCGGCGAGGGCUGAAAAGACUGCCAGAGACGCGAUUGAGCGUGUCAACAGGGCUGCGAAGCGAGCCCGCGACGCGGAGGCGCGAGCAGCAAAGGUGCGGAAGGAGGGGGAAAAGAGUUAAGAAGACAGGAGCUGAUACUCACCUCAAAGAAGUCGUCGAACAGUAAUCGAUAUCGAUAAAAAUUCGUAGAACAUCAAGAAAGUAAAGAUUUAUUUGAAUUUUUCUUCUCCUCGCUUCCGCUUUUCAAUGUUCUUCUAUCACGACUUCGCUUCUAACCACAUCUCGAGCGCGCCCGUCGCCAGGCGGCGAAGAAAGCUCGGGAGGAAGAACGCCGAAAGAUGCAGCGCAAGCUGGAUCAGCUCAGAAAGAGGUCGGCUAGAAAAGCUAACGAUCGCACUUCGCAAUCUGCAAGGGAGGCUGAAGUGGAUCGUCUUCGUGCGAAAGAAAGGCAGAAGCACGGGCAUCUCAAGGAAAAGCUGCGGGAACAGCUAGAGGGGGCGAAGCGUGAAGCAGUAGAGGAGGUCAGAGAACAAAUAUCGAGGGAGGUGAAACAACAAGUGAAUCGUGAGGCUGCGAAGGCUCGAAAGCAAUAUGAACAGCUAGCCAAAGCUGCGAAAAAGCGAGCUGAAGAUGCGGAGCGACGAGCGAGAGUGGCCGAAAAACGCGCGAGCGAGGCUGCAAAACGAGCCGAGGACGAGAAAUCCAAAAGGGCAGAAGCGAUGAUGAGAGCUCGCGAAAGAGAAAGUGCAUUGCGGGACAGAGCUAAAAAUGCUAAGGCACGUAGUGCUACAGCAUCAUCUUCGAGUUCGACCACAUCCACGACCUCUGAACAUCAACAAGCCUCUACUUCUACUACAAGGCAACUCGAGGAACGCAUUCGUGAUCUCGAAAGUGCCCAAUUGCGUGACCGCGAAGACCGACUGCGACGUCUCGAAGAUAGAUUAGAAGAGCAAGAGAGAAGAGUCGUGGAAAGUAGGGAUGCAGAUUCUAGUUUGACUUCUACUAGUGGUGCUACCUCCUCGUCCUCAACAAGAGCUAGUGGAGGUUCUUCUUCUACCCAACAACACGACCUCGACGAGGCAACUACGGUGGAAAAGUAUGCUAGAGAGCUAGAGGCACGAGCGGAAGCGGCUGAGUCGGCGAGACGGGCUGCCGAGAGCCGCGCGCGAGCGGCGGACCGGAGGGCAGAUCAAUAUGAGGCUGAAGCACGUGUGGCCGAAGCGGAGACCGAAAGACUCCGAGACCACAUGGCGACCGCGACUGCCACUUCUACUAGAUCUGGCACUACGCGUAGUUCUUCUAGUACUGCUUCAUCAGGGGAGGACAAGAAAACGUCGGAGGUUGCUUCUUUUAAGGCCUGUGACGAGGACAGUAUCUGUAUCAGUAAAGGUACUAGUUGUCUCUUACUAGACGUACUAGUGCUAUAAUUGGCGCUGACUGCCUGGGCUAGUAGCUUCUUUCUAAUUCUAGUCCAAUCUCCUCACACCUCUAACAUCAAUUCUGGAGACGGUGAACGAGGAGUUACAGUCAAUAUCAACGUGAACGGCUGUCAAAACGGAUCUCAAGGUCGAGAAUCCUCCUAUGAUGCAGAACAGGAGGAGUCUUCUGAGAGGUAAUGUACUUAAGUAAUUGUUUGGAUGAGAAGCAAAAAGAAGAGCCUGUUGUAGAUGAUCCCUUGCUGUUGCUUUCGUCCGCCGCUAGUACUAGCAUUCUUGUACGAUGACUAAAUCUAAAAAAACUAGUACAUGUUCAUGUUCAUGUUCAUGUUCUUAGUACUCUUCUUGAAUGAAAUCUCCGUCCUCCGACUGAAUCUGAAAAGCAAGGUCCUCUAACGAAGAGACAGAACGUGAGCUGCAUAUGACAAGAAGCGAACUCGCAAGUACCCGAGAACAGCUUCAGGAAGCCCUACGAAACGAGGACCGUGGUCAUGGAGGCCGAGGCGGGGUAAGUAGCUCUAUCGACGCGGAUGACGAGAAUGAGGAGUACAUCGAGCAUGCAAGAAGGUUAUGAAUUUCUUCUGGAGCAGUUGUUACUCAUCGACGUCAUCUCUUGGUCGUGUGGAAAUUAUGCCCCAGGAGUUUUUAGAAGAUAUUAUCAUUAGCAUUCAUACUGCAUCUCCAGUUGUAUCUUCGAUUUAUCUCCUCUAAGUCGUGACAUCCUGCGCGAGCGUGGCCUCCCAGAGGACCAAAGCAGGCCUUCAAAUCAGGAACGACAUGAGAACAAGCGGCGUCAACUACAGCGGAUGAACAAGAGAGGCCGGAAAACCAGAAGCAGGAGCGCACGAAGUAGGAGUCGAAAUCGACAUUCUCGACGGCCAAGAACAGCACAUCAGUACAAGGGUGGAGAGUCACUUCCGGUGUGGGACUCUCCUGCUGCUCAGGGAACAGCUACAACGGAUAAGUCAAGAAAGCAGGACAUGCCAGAUGGACUCGUGGCAGGACAUGUUAUGGACGAAGAGCAACUCCAUCAAGAAGCAAAGCAGGAGGAUGAGAGGCUCGUGGCUGAAGAAAUAGGCGAGGAGAGUAGCGCCACUACAGGUGGUAGCAGCACAAGGAACAAGAACAACAGGAAGAUCAUGAACGUCGCUGAUGCAACACCGCGGUCACAUCAAGAACUGGAAAAUGAAGUAGAUGGGCUUCCGAUGUUGCUACAUCCGCUAGAAGUUCCUGACGUUCAUACGCAGAGUAGACUGCAGGAGAACGAUCAUCAAGAGGAGCUACCUAUGCUAGUGCCUGCAGCUGCUGUAUUGGGUAGAGUUAGCAGCUAA
Messenger RNA from Amoebophrya sp. A25, 4424 nucleotides. NCBI's taxonomy places the organism in Eukaryota, Dinophyceae, Syndiniales, Amoebophryaceae. The record is from the annotation of a GenBank genome assembly.